Messenger RNA from Annulohypoxylon truncatum, 1068 nucleotides. RefSeq lists its product as uncharacterized. The record is from RefSeq and is a predicted model, not a curated record. The transcript has a single exon. NCBI's taxonomy places the organism in Eukaryota, Fungi, Ascomycota, Sordariomycetes, Xylariales, Hypoxylaceae. The coding region runs from base 1 to 1068 and encodes 355 amino acids.
AUGUCAGGAGCAGCAGUCAUCGAAGCGAUCGGCUUGAUCUCCGGUGCUCUCGGGAUCAUCCAGUUUGCCAUGGACAACUUCCCCGAACCCAAAUCCGUCGACUCCGUCGUCCGAAUCACCGUCGGCCUCGACACCAACGGCGGCCUCGACAACGCCGGAGGCGACCUACCCGACGUCCGCCUCUUCAACGAGGCCGGCGAGUACCUCGGCCUCACCAAGGACCCCGGCGGGAUCCAGGACGGCGGCUUCGCCGACAUCACCAUCGCCCACGAGGGCGACAGCACGCAGCAGCCGACCUACACCCUCUUCUCGGCCAACAAGAACGCGAUCUGCAUCGCGUACGCCACCAUCACGCUGCCCAGCCAGGACAAGUACUCGUGGGUCGGCGACUGGGGCCGCCAGUGCGGCGCCUCGUGGUACUACUCGCACGUGUACAUCGGCAGCACGGGCGUGACGCCCGACUGCAUGUGGAUCGACGCCAACAACGACCAGCCGCAGACGGGCUUCCAGCUGCACUGGCCCGAGUUCUACGUCAAGUCCGGCGACAGCCUGCCCUCGGACCCGACGGAGCAGACGGACAAGAUCAACUACUUCUGCAGCCAGCAGCCGGCCUUCAAGUACUACAACUACGCGACGGAUCCGGACCCGCGCGGCAUCACCGCCUGGCCCAUCACCAACCCGCGGGACCUCGAGGCGCGCGAGCCGAUCACGGCCUACGGCCCCGCCAAGCACGCCGAGUCCGCUAAGUUCCGGCGCGGCGGCACGCUGUACCCGCGGCAAGCAAGCAACGCGACGGCGGCGGCGGACCCGCACGCGAACCGGCUCGUCAUCAGCAACAGCGACAAGCACACGGCCGACGGCCUGUGCGAGAGCGACACCUCGGCCGGCCCGGACUUCGUCAACACCGCCUCGGGCAUGUUCUGCCGCAUGUCCGACAAGAAGCAGUUCCCCGUCUGCAGCAAGACCGUGACCGACAACUGCUUCAACACCGAGUCGAAGCAGCUGAUCAUCAACGGGGUGUCCGCGCGCGACGCGCCUUACACAGAUGUUUUGGAUUGGUCUGAGUAG